Molecule: messenger RNA, 1065 nt
Organism: Neomonachus schauinslandi (Hawaiian monk seal)
Lineage: Eukaryota; Metazoa; Chordata; Mammalia; Carnivora; Phocidae
Gene: ACY3
Product: aminoacylase 3
Molecular function (GO): aminoacylase activity; hydrolase activity, acting on ester bonds
Source: RefSeq, a predicted model, not a curated record
AUGGCUGUCUCCCACUGCUUCUAUACCUCCGCCGUGUUGGGGGCCUCACUGGGGGCCCCCAGUCUGGUAUAUGGGGCAAUAGGCCCUACUGGGUUAAAGACCGUGGCUCAUGUGUAUCACUGGCCGGACUACUUUGAGCUCAGCCUACUGGCCACUGCUCCUGGCGGCUGCGGGAGGCUCUACCUGGAGGAGCACCGUGUACACAGUGCCAGGGCCAAGCUGGAAGGUCCAGACCAGGUGACAGGGGCCUGAGAGCUGAACCAGCUGCUGGGGCCCAAGGCUUCAGGCCCCUUCAACUUUGUCUUUGACCUGCACAGCACCAUGGGCACCUGUCUCAUCACAGAAGCUGCCCACAAUGUCUCUGUCAUGCCCCUGGGCUACCACCUACAGGUGGCCCUGCCCCCCGGAGGGCAGAGGGAGGGAGGCAGGAGAAGGUCCCCAGUCCUGGAGCUGGGACCCCAGCCUCAGGGCGUGCUGCGGGCAGACCAUUUCACCAAGAUGAGGACUGUGACCGAAGUCCUGGACUUUAUCGAACUCCUCAACCAGGCUGAGACCUUUGGCGCAGGCGUGGCCUUUCCUGCUUUGGAGCUGGAAGCCGAUAGAACCGCGGGCAGAGUGGACUUCCCACGUACUGAGGCUGGGGACCCGGCAGCCACCGCGCAUCCUCAGCUGCCAGGUAGAGACUUCUAGCCACUGCAGCCCAGUAUGGCCAUCUUCCAGAUGUUCAGGGAUGAGGAUGUGCUCUAUGAGGGGGAGUCCACUGUGUACCCCGUGUUCAUCAGGGCCGCCUACUAUGAGAGGGGCAUUGCCCUCCUCCAGACUGAGAAGCUCACAUUCUCUGUGCCUGCCCUUGCCCCCACCAUAGGUCCCUAACCCACGCCAGGUCUGCCCAGGCUCAGCACUCCCAUCCGAACACCUGACAAGGUGCCUGGGGGGCCCGGCGCUCCGGCCACGGGCGGCGUCACUCGCCGGCCCCUCUGCACCCUUGCCUGGCCCAUCCAUCUCCCCGCGGCCACAGCUGCCACGCGGCCUCCUGCUAUUGAACAGCAAGAUGAGAAGGUGUGA